AUGCAUGCAGUUCUUGUAUGGGACGCUAAGAAUUCGGACUUCCUAACCAGACGUCGAGAAGCAACGUCUGAGGCUUCCGAGCAAGGAUUCGGCCAGGCGCUGUGCUCGGCAGGGCUUCCGGGGGAAAAAAAGAGGCCGAGGAGCGCGGGGUCGGACGGCAAGUGGACACGGAAGGCGGGUGAGCUGCGGAGAACAGAGACGUCCGGGAAGACGGACUGGUCUGCGGCGACGACGACAACAACGAACGAGGCGAACCGCCCCCUCAGGCACGCCCGCGACGGCCGGAAGAACUGCUUGGGGUCCGCCCGGAGCGCGGGGGCCGCCGGGAGAUGUGUCUAUGGAAAGCCGGCUACACAGCAAGCCGGCAAAGGAAGACCAAACCCUACAAAGCGGAAUAAGGGGACCGUCCGACGCCUCCCCGCCCUGCGCCGUUUCCUCGGGCCGUGUCCCCCCGCCGCCGCAGCGCGGCUCCGCGCCCCAUUUUCCCUCAGGCGGCGCGGCGGGCAGCCCACCGCCGCGGCGAGGGGGCGGGGCGAGCUGGGGCGGGGCGGGGUCCUGGCUGGGCGGUGUCGCACGCUCGGGGGGCCGCGCCGGGUGUACCGUUCCUCUCUCCAGCGCCUGAGGUGGCUCUGGCUCGGAGAGCCGUUCGCCAGGCUCCACGGGGACCUCGGUGCACGGAUGGACCCGCCCGGACCCGGCGGGAAGCGGCCCGGUAGGGCCGGGCGGCCCCGGCGGCGUCAGCAGAGGCAGGACGGGGCCGAGGCCGCCGGCCCCUGA
Molecule: messenger RNA, 777 nt
Organism: Rangifer tarandus platyrhynchus (Svalbard reindeer)
Lineage: Eukaryota; Metazoa; Chordata; Mammalia; Artiodactyla; Cervidae
Source: the annotation of a GenBank genome assembly